Molecule: messenger RNA, 930 nt
Organism: Aaosphaeria arxii CBS 175.79
Lineage: Eukaryota; Fungi; Ascomycota; Dothideomycetes; Pleosporales
Exons: 3
Coding region: 1-930 (309 amino acids)
Source: RefSeq, a predicted model, not a curated record
AUGACUUAUCAAACCUUCACAACCCGAACAGUUCUACCAUUAAGAUAUCUGAGUCGGCAUUAUGGAGGCAGCGACUUUGUUGGAAUCCAACGCCAUAGUCAUUCUCAAGCACAUUAUUCGUCACGGCCUUCGCAUAGAUCCAUCAAGGAUGACCUUUUCAUUGAUGAGGAGGGCUUGGAACAUCCGCCAUUAUCAGACAAAAAGUAUAAACGAGUCAAAGAUUCGAAGAUCUAUGUAACGGAAGACACGCUGGAUUUUCUGCCGACAAGAAAAACCCACCGCACCAUGACAGCGCCCGCCAGAUACACCAAAAGCCGACAUACGUUCUUCACAGAAGAGGAUGCCGAUCUAGACUUUCCUGCUCGUGGGAGGAGCAGAACCCCCAAGACCUACAGUCCCACCAGAUUUGAGCCUACCGGGAUAUCACGAAAGCAGGCCGAGCCCCAGCAUUAUCAUCAAACACGUCCCAUCAAGCCGCGACACACCUAUCAGGGCAGUGAUUGGGACGAUAGCUCUCAUUCACAGCACUCGCGGGUACCCGCGCCCUCUCUGCCACCUGCAUUCCACGAGGAAAGACGGGAUCACCACCGCAGAUUCAAGUAUAAUGAAUUUUCAUCCUACGCUGGACGUGAACAUGAACUCCUCCCAUCUCAGAGAGAGGUUAUCUUGAAGUACAAUAAACAUACACAGCUGUUUCAGGAUAGGAUCCUGGAGAUCACAGACGACAUUUUCCCCUUUGACUGGGCUAAUUGCAAGAUUAUUCCUGACGGGGAUAAGUGCAUAGCAGGAUUGUGGCUGGGAAAGACUGAGGACGAGGUCUUGCGUGACAACAAUCUAGACAACGCAGUCGCUCAAAGCGAGAGAAGAAGUUAUCCUCAGGAUGCCAUGGAAGAUCUCAAGAACAUUGUGAGGAGGCUUCGUUAUGAUUAG